Messenger RNA from Fimicolochytrium jonesii, 1034 nucleotides. RefSeq names its product Ptplb-like protein. Gene Ontology annotation, cellular component: endoplasmic reticulum membrane. The record is from RefSeq and is a predicted model, not a curated record. NCBI's taxonomy places the organism in Eukaryota, Fungi, Chytridiomycota, Chytridiomycetes, Spizellomycetales, Powellomycetaceae. The coding region runs from base 1 to 681 and encodes 226 amino acids. Gene Ontology annotation, biological process: very long-chain fatty acid biosynthetic process; sphingolipid biosynthetic process; fatty acid elongation. Gene Ontology annotation, molecular function: 3-hydroxyacyl-CoA dehydratase activity. The transcript has 7 exons.
AUGGCCAAACCACGCACCGCCGCCGUCGCCCAGUCGAAAGCAAACCCGCUGACAACGGCCUACCUCGUCCUCUACAACCUGGUCUCCGCCGGCGGGUGGGCAUACGUCUUCUACAAGCUGGUCACGCAGCUCGUCGCCGAUAAUGGAGACUUCACCCGCGUGUACCGCGCUGCGGGCGAGGAAGUCACCAUCGUGCAGACGCUGGCGCUUUUGGAGAUCGUCCAUGCAGCUCUUGGUUUGGUGAAAGCCCCCGUUGGCACAACGACGAUACAGGUCUUCUCCCGGCUGUUGCUGGUGCACGGUGUACUCAGCCUCGUGAAGCUUCCCGAGAUCCGUAACCACUGGGCAGUCUCCAGCAUGUUUGGCGCAUGGGCCGUUGCCGAUUUCGUCCGCUACAUAUACUACGUGUUCAACCUGGCCGGCAGCGUCCCUGCGAUCGUCCAGUGGGCCAGAUACACGUUCUUCUUCGUCCUCUACCCCGUCGGCGCCGGCUCAGAAUGGAUCCUGUUGAUCAAAUCCCUUCCGCACGUCAAGGCCAUCGAUGAACGGAUCUACUAUCUUUACAUCGCUAUUGCGUGUAUCUACCCCCCAGGACUUUACACCAUGUACACGUAUAUGAUGGCCCAGCGCCGGAAGUACAUGCGUGGGACUGCCGCGGGAGAGGCUAAGAAGGUCCGAUGAUGGGCUACUGGGUGUAUGGCUCCUCGGCCGAAUGGGAUGAGAUGCGGCGUGAACAUCAAGGCGAGGUUUCGGACUUCAAGCAACAAACGGCGAGACUGGAGACGAACGGUGGCGGAGAAGGCGACAGGCGGAACAGAAGGACCAGCAAGCAAAACUGAAUCCUCAAAAGCUUCCAACUUGCAUGCUAGAUACAUAGAGAUGCCUAGUGCGAGCUAGAAAAACUGAAUUAGCCAUCUGCGCUGAGUAGUUGGGGGAUGAUAUUCCUAAUACAUUGUGUGGCAUAAAUUUGUUUGCGGCAUGGGAGAAGGUGUUGAGGGCGGCACCUGCGAGGACCUCCAUAUGGGGGACACAUA